Molecule: messenger RNA, 777 nt
Organism: Rotaria sordida
Lineage: Eukaryota; Metazoa; Rotifera; Eurotatoria; Philodinida; Philodinidae
Source: the annotation of a GenBank genome assembly
AUGGCAUCAGCACCUAUCGAAUUGGGAGAUUUUACUUGUAGUAUUUGUCGUGAAAUAUUUGAAAAUCCUGUGAGUCUUUCUUGUUUACAUUCUUAUUGUCAAUCAUGUUUAAGUGGCCUGAAAAAACCACCACCAUCACCAUCAUUACCAAAUACACUAUCAAAUCCAGUACCACCUACAUCAACAACUGGAUCUCUUAUAUAUAGACCAAAAUUUUAUGAAACUAAUCAAUGUUUUGUUUGUGCUGUAUGUCGAACAGAAUCAUUUGGAUAUUCAGAUUGUCGAGAUUUAGAAGUUGAUUUAAAGACUCUUGAAGGAUUAUGUCCUCAUUGUUCGAAACCAUUUAUGUUAUGUAAUUUACGAAAACAUGUUGAGAAUUGUACACCACCAAAACGAAACGUAGGUGUUGAUGAUAUUAGAAAACUUUUUACUACGGAUUUUUUACAAAAACUAUCACAACCACAAACUGAAGCAUUAGAAAAAGCACGAGCUGGAGACAAUCGUUCAACAUUUCAAUGUCCUUAUUGUUCAAGAGCAAAUUUUACUGUGGAACAUCUUUGUGAACAUAUAGAAGAAAGUCAUUUAGAUGAUGAUCCACGUCGAGUUUGCCCGAUUUGUGCAUCAAUGCCAUGGGGUAAUAGCUCAAUAGUUUCAACGAAUGUUUAUCAGCAUAUAUUAGGUCGUCAUCGAUUUAAUUAUGAAACAUAUGUCAAUUAUGAUCAAGAUGAAGACACUAUGAUUGCUGAAGCUGUUGAAAGAUCAAUGUUUAAUCAUUGA